ACCCCUGGAGCGGAAUCUGCCUGAGUGGAGAGACUGAACUGUGAUCUGGAUUAAGGGGAUUUUAUGGCCAAAGAACUGACAGUAGGGUUAGGCGCUGAUGGGAGUGAGUCAAUGAGAAAGGACACAUGGCUGGCAGAGAGGCCUAAGGAUGGCAGAAUCCGUGGCCUUGAGCGAGUGAGGAAGAAGGGAAAUUAGUGAUACACAACUGGAAGAACUGGUUUUAGAGCUUCCACUCAGUAGAGCUCGGCCCCACAUGAGGCCCUAGCCUCAAUGUGCAGCCUGGCACCUGUCCCGGAUUGCACGGGGGCACUGGCCUGCAUCACGCUCGGUGGAGCGCCUAAAGGAGAUGAUCAAGGCCGGCAUGAACAUCGCGCGCCUCAAUUUCUCCCACGGCUCCCACAAGUACCACGCCGACUCCAUCGCCAACAUCCGGGAGGCGGUGGAGAGCUUCGCGUCGUCUCCACUGGGCUACAGACCGGUGGCCAUCGCUCUGGACACUAAGGGGCCCGAGAUCCGCACUGGGCUUCUGCAGGAGGGCCCCGAAGCGGAAGUGGAGCUGGCGAAGGGCUCGCGGGUGCUGGUGACCGUGGACCCGGCUUUCCGGACGCUGGGGGACGCGCACACCGUGUGGGUGGACUACCCCAACAUCGUCCGGAUCGUGCCUGUUGGGGGCCACAUCUACAUAGACGACGGGCUCAUCUCGCUGGUGGUGCAGGAAAUCGGCCCCAAGGGGCUGGUGACCCUGGUGGAGAACGGAGGCAUCCUGGGCAGCCGGAAGGGUGUGAACCUGCCGGGGGCCCAGGUGGACCUGCCCGGGCUGUCGGAGCAGGAUGCUCGGGACUUGCGCUUCGGCGUGGAGCAUGGCGUGGACAUCAUUUUCGCCUCUUUCGUGCGGAAGGCCAGCGACGUGGCCGCCGUGCGCGCCGCCCUGGGCCCCGAAGGACAAAGCAUUAAGAUCAUCAGCAAGAUCGAGAACCACGAGGGUGUGAAGAAGUUUGAUGAGAUCCUGGAGGUCAGCGACGGCAUCAUGGUGGCGCGGGGCGACCUGGGCAUUGAGAUCCCCGCGGAGAAAGUCUUCCUGGCUCAGAAGAUGAUGAUUGGGCGCUGUAACCUGGUUGGCAAACCCGUUGUGUGUGCCACACAGAUGCUGGAGAGCAUGAUCAGCAAGCCUCGGCCGACGCGGGCAGAAACCAGUGAUGUGGCCAACGCCGUGCUGGACGGGGCGGACUGCAUCAUGCUGUCAGGGGAGACCGCCAAGGGCAGCUUUCCGGUGGAGGCUGUCCGGAUGCAGCACGCGAUCGCCCGGGAAGCCGAGGCUGCUGUCUAUCACCGGCAGCUGUUUGAGGAGUUGCGCCGGGCAGCACCGCUGAGCCGCGACCCCACUGAGGUCACUGCCAUCGGCGCGGUGGAGGCGGCCUUCAAGUGCUGUGCGGCUGCCAUCAUCGUACUGACCAAGACCGGCCGCUCGGCGCAGCUCCUGUCGCAGUACCGACCCAGGGCAGCUGUCAUCGCAGUCACCCGCUCAGCCCAGGCUGCCCGCCAAGCUCACCUGUAUCGUGGAGUCUUCCCUCUGCUUUACCGAGACCCUCCAGAGGCUAUCUGGGCUGACGAUGUGGACCGCCGAGUUCAAUUUGGCAUUGACACUGGAAAGCUCCGUGGCUUCCUCCAAGUUGGGGAUCUGGUGAUCGUGGUGACUGGCUGGAGACCUGGUUCCGGCUAUACCAACAUCAUGAGGGUGCUGAGUGUGCCCUGAGAAGCCAUUCCUCAGCCAUGGCCAGCCUGGGUCCCCAGCUCUGCACCCCCACACCCCCUCCAUGGCCCCAUGUCUAAGUCUCAGCUCCCAGCUCUCAAGCAGGCUGUGAAAAGCCAUGUCCUUGAGUACUGGCCAUGCUUUCACCUGAGCUCUGAGCCUUUAUUCCCAGCUCACGUGACUGAUUCUGUGUUCCUAGGUUUCCCACACCUGGGUACAGGAGAGGGGGAACCAGGUGGCACUGUCCAGUAGCCACAGAAUGGUGACAGGGGGAGCUGGGCAGUAGCGCGGCGGGUUAAGCGCAGGUGGCGUAAAGCGCAAGGACUGGAGUGAGGGUCCCGGUUCGAGCCCCCUGGCUCCCCACCUGCAGGGGAGUCGCUUCACAGGCGGUGAAGCAGGUCUGCAGGUGUCUAUCUUUCUCUCCCCCUCUCUGUCUUCCCCUCCUCUCUCCAUUUCUCUCUGUCCUAUCCCACAACGACAACAUCAGUAACAACAACAAUAAUAACUACAACAACAAUAAAAAGACAACAAGGGCAACAAAAGGGAAAAUAAAUAAAUAAAAUUACAAAAAAAAUUAAAAAAAAAAAGAAUGGUGACAGGUUGCCUAUGUUACUCUCAAGCAUGAGGUCCUGAGUUCAAUCCCUCACAACACAAGUACCAGAGUGAUGCUCUGGUUCUCUCAUUGAUAAGUAAAUACAUUUUUAAAAAAUC
This is a messenger RNA of Erinaceus europaeus (western European hedgehog), 2461 nucleotides long. It is a transcript of the gene PKLR, whose product is annotated as pyruvate kinase L/R. Lineage: Eukaryota; Metazoa; Chordata; Mammalia; Eulipotyphla; Erinaceidae. The transcript is spliced from 10 exons. The record is from RefSeq and is a predicted model, not a curated record. Gene Ontology annotation, biological process: cellular response to insulin stimulus; glycolytic process. The coding region runs from base 347 to 1753 and encodes 468 amino acids. Gene Ontology annotation, cellular component: cytoplasm. Gene Ontology annotation, molecular function: pyruvate kinase activity; potassium ion binding; magnesium ion binding.